Molecule: messenger RNA, 1083 nt
Organism: Branchiostoma floridae (Florida lancelet)
Lineage: Eukaryota; Metazoa; Chordata; Leptocardii; Amphioxiformes; Branchiostomatidae
Product: solute carrier organic anion transporter family member 4C1-like
Exons: 8
Coding region: 1-1083 (360 amino acids)
Biological process (GO): transmembrane transport; sodium-independent organic anion transport
Cellular component (GO): membrane
Source: RefSeq, a predicted model, not a curated record
AUGGGCACAGUAUCCAUUGGUUACGACAUCGGCAAUGGUGCAUUAGGACUUCUGGUGACGUAUUGGAUCAGGACCAGGCGUGCCAAGGUUAAGGCGCUGUCCCUGGGCGCGCUGCUACUGUGGGCGGGAGCCAUGAUCUUCGCCCUCCCCCACUUCACAGUCGGACUGUACAACUACGGAGCGUCCGUUAGAACAACAUGUCACCAUGGCAACAACGACACCCGAUCCACGUGUGAAGAAGAAGAAACGGGACUGUCUAAUUACAUGUUUGUGUUCCUUACAGGUCAGAUACUGCAGGGGAUAGGGGCGAUUCCACUACAUACAUUCGGUAGUGAUCUGUUGGAGGCAAGCGCGCCUCCCAACUCUGGCGGAUUGUAUCUGGGUUUGAAAGAUGCCGCGGGUGCGCUUGGACCAGCUGUUGGCUACCUUCUCAAUGGAAAACUGCUCAACACUUAUGUUGAUUUCAACAAACCAGGCGCAGUGCCACCGGACGGAGGCCCAUCAGACUCCCGGUGGCUGGGUGCCUGGUGGCUUGGGUUCCCCAUGUUCGCUACUAUCGCACUUCUCAUCUCACCCUGGCUAGCGGGACUACCGGGCAAAUAUCCAGAUAAUGCUACUCUGUCUACUGAGUCAAAGAAAGGCGAAGAAGAUCCAGAAAAUAAGGGGCUAGUCAAUUUCUUCAAGGAAAUGGCGUCCAUGUUUAAGAUCCCGACGCUCCUUUUCCUGACGUCAGCGUCCUGCGGGAUCGCCAUGAGCUUUAACGGCCUCAUCACCUUCGCCGUCAAGUACGUCGAGAAUCAGUUCGCACAGCCUGCUGGGUGGUCCGCCAUCUUGUCAGGGAUUGUUUUGAUACCAGGAGGGAUGGGUGGUUCGCUCCUCGGCGGUUUUAUGAUGAGAAGACUCCGAGUGGGAAUUUCCGGAGCCCUGAAGCUGGCCAUAACGGGAAGUAUCGUCAUGGGACAGGUACACCCUUAUAACCCACCCACCUUUUCUGGUCUCACCAUGAACAGGAACAUGUACACCCCUCCUAACCCACCCACCUUUCCUGGUCUCACCAUGAACAGGACAGGUACACCCUCCUAA